Messenger RNA from Chrysemys picta bellii (western painted turtle), 2912 nucleotides. Lineage: Eukaryota; Metazoa; Chordata; Testudines; Emydidae. The record is from RefSeq and is a predicted model, not a curated record.
UCACCUUCCCCUCUAGGCGCUGCAAGGGAGGUAACUUGGAUUCACCCAGGUGCCGGAGGGCUGGAACCAGGUGCCACUGGCCCUUGGGCUGCUGCGAGUCAAACUGUCCCCUCCCCCCUCGCUGGCAAAUGCCCCUGUCCAGGUUGCUGCGACUUUAAUGCGAAACCGAAAGCGAAAGGCACCGAAUCCACUGGAAUUAAAUUUCCCCAAACUCUUCUGCGGACUUUUCCAGGCGCCUGGGGCGGAUCCGCCGAGCCGGGACUUUGCGCCCUCACUCACAUGCCCCCCUUUCUGCUGCCUUUCGGGGCUGAAACGUCCCCAGCCUGAUACCCUAAUGAAGCUGCCUACGUCCCGGCCCCAGCCGCCGCCGCCGGGGAUCUGACCCUGCGCCCCCGUCCUGGAGAGGCUGGCGCCCUUCCCUAGCUCUUCCCAUGCCAUGGCCCGGCUGCUGCUCUUGUUGUGCGGCAGCGUCGGGCUCCUGUCCGCCUGCACCAGCGCGGCCGCGCUGCAAGAAAGAUGCAGCACACCAAAGGAGGUCAACAAUGCAGAUGUUACGGUCGGCAAUAAUAAUCUGUUGAAUGCCAGCCUCCGGUACACAUGCAAAGAUGGUUACAAAAGGAAAGCUGGGACAUCCAGUCUCAUUGUGUGUGUAAUGGACAAAGUCACCAAAACACUCCGUUGGACCGAGCCAAAUCUACAUUGUAUUAGGGACCCUGCUCUACCUCCUGUAACUUCCAGCCCCAAACAGACAACAUCAGCACCUAGGACAGAGGCGACUAGUCUUGUCAGCAAAGAAUCAAAGACUUUUACACCAUCUAAACCACCAGUAACUGCAGAGAUUACCACAGUCCCAGUCAUGGCCUCCACACCAUCCUAUGAAAGGGAGAUCACUUCACCACUAGCAGGCCCCGUCUCACAGCUCAGGACUGACAAGCCUUCACGGGAAACACUUGCACCAGCAACAACUGAGAUCAGGUCAUCAAAGGGGCCUGCUUGCGUGAGCACGGAAGACACAACACAACGGCGCACCACAGCCACGCAGGACACACACACGACCCAGCUCUGGACGGAUGAGCCAUUGUUGGAAACAGUUACAACAGAAGGAGAUUGGUCAACAGCAGUGCCAACCAGUGUGACCACAGGAGACUCAACACAGCUUCUCACCGCAGUCACCCAUAACACUAAAGGUGCUACACGUCGAGCUUGACUUUCUGAUCUCCCCACCCAUCCGCCCACAGAUGCGCCUACUGGGUCUCCCCAACUCCUCCCUCAUCGUCUUUCACCACCCCACCCCACUCUCUGGGUCCACACCUUGUGGGUCUUGAAGCCUCUUCAGCCCCACUGGGUUGCUUAGACCCUUCGUUCUUUCACCCUCCUCCAGCUCUCUCAAUUCACACUGUAUCUCUGGGCCUCCUUACUGUCUCUCCCAAUCCGUCAUAUAGACGAAGACAACAGCAUCUCUAUACCUUCUGCACUGGCCUCAGGGGUGGGGAGUUGUGAAGCGGGCCUGGAAAGGAGGAGGAAGAGGAAGAAGAGGAGCUGCCCGUCCCUAGUCACGCAGUACUCCUCCAGCCCUGUGUUCACAUCACUGGGCAAGGGGCCUAGGCAGCGCACAUUGACCCAGCCACCUCAGCUGAGUAGGAGUGAGGCACACUAAAUCCUACCUCACAAAAGCCUGCGGAGAUACCUCAGCCCCAACCCAGCUAGCUAACCAAGCACAUUAAUAAACUUGCCUGUUCGCCUUCAUGUCUGUUUGCUAAUCUGCAGUGCCCCCUGUUGUUCUCGUCCUGCUCCCUCACUUCCCCAGCUCUGCCAGUUCACCUCAGUCACAAUCCACAGUUCCCCUGCUACUCCACAGCGCUCUGCCAGUUCAUCUCAGCCCUGACUUGCAACACUUGCAGCCAUUCCAGCCCCGGCCCUCUCAAGCAGCCACAGCCAACCCUGCCAGACUCCGAGGUGGUCUAUAAACGGACCCCGGGGACUAGGAUGAAACAUCAAAACAACUCCUGUCCAUCUGUUACUUUGGCUCAGAUGUAAAUUCAAGUCCAGCAGCUAUGAUCUAAAGACACCUGUCCAUAGUGCUGACCCACUGCACUGUGGGCCUCCCCAUCGCUACACCUGCUUGUUUUUUAAAGUAUGUCUCUAGGUAGAGCCAGCAGGAAAAAUGGGCUAAGUCCUUCUAAAUCAGAAACAGCACUUCUCUUUGAUAUGUGUCUGAGUACUGUCAGUUUUCCUAGCUUAUAAGGGAAGAAUAAAAGGCAGAGAAUAUGGCUCUGCAAGGGGAGGCUGGAUCUAGUUUUUAUUCUGAAACAAAAUUGAGACAUGGGAGAUCCAGAUAUGGACCCUCUCACCACAGUAUCUGAGCAUCACUGAAACCAGAUCUCCUGAGUCUCAGUCCAGUAGCUUCAUCACAAGACUUCCCUUCCUCUCUUUCAGUCUUAGUAAUCCAUUCAUGCUAGGAAUGAAUUGGGUUGUGCGCAGACAUAUGGUGUGACUGGGAUCAGACUUUAGAAUCACUAUGACGAUGCAGAACUGUUUGGCUGACUCACCCUGACAACCCACCCGUCUGGUCUCACUAGCUACACUCAGGACUAUAAGGGAUUCAGCAUCUUCCCUGGUGCAAAAGAGAACUAGAGGGAAGAGAGGGAGAUUCUGCAGGGAAAACCCUUAAUUAUCCUGUUACAUGAAACACUGUAGACAGCUGCAAUCCACAGGACCCUGGGCUGGAACCCAGAGUAGAGGGUGAACCCUGGUUCCCCCCACCCUCCCAACUCCCUAUUUGAUACAAGAGGAGGUGACCUGGACUGUGGGUCCCACCAGAGGGAAAGGUCCCUGGCCUGUCCCCUGACCCACUAGGUGGGUCAGCAGAGACUGCGGGGAUUGUUUUCCUCCCUUUCCCCAUGGCAGCCAGU